AUGGGUGUAGUCCCUUGGUGUUUAUCAGCUCAAAAUUCUCCAAUAGAUUAUCUUAAAGCUCACAACACAGCACGUGCAAAAGUUCGGGUUAAACCACUGAAAUGGGACAAGAGAUUAGAAUUAUAUGCACACCUGCACCUGGGUAAGCAAAUUAAGGAUUGCAUGCCGAUUCGAUCGAAUGGUCCUUUCGGUGAGAACAUGGCGAGUGGUGUUAUAGCAACGGGACCAUUAAGAGAGCUUACCGGAGCACAAGCUGUGAAUGCAUGGGUGGCACAGAAACAACACUACGACGAAAAAUCUAACUCAUGCAUUGGGGGUACUUGUCGUCACUAUAUACAGGUUGUUUGGGGUAACACUACUCAUGUUGGUUGUGCUAGGCUCCAAUGCAACAAUGGAGCCUACAUGGUUUCUUGUAACUAUAGUCCUCCAGAAAAUUUUCCUCGUGAACGACCAUACUAA
Arachis stenosperma is the source of this 459-nucleotide messenger RNA. RefSeq names its product pathogenesis-related protein 1A-like. The transcript has a single exon. NCBI's taxonomy places the organism in Eukaryota, Viridiplantae, Streptophyta, Magnoliopsida, Fabales, Fabaceae. The record is from RefSeq and is a predicted model, not a curated record. The coding region runs from base 1 to 459 and encodes 152 amino acids.